Vicia villosa (hairy vetch) is the source of this 2460-nucleotide messenger RNA. RefSeq lists its product as uncharacterized. The transcript has a single exon. NCBI's taxonomy places the organism in Eukaryota, Viridiplantae, Streptophyta, Magnoliopsida, Fabales, Fabaceae. The record is from RefSeq and is a predicted model, not a curated record. Bases 1 to 2460 code for a protein of 819 amino acids.
AUGGUAUUCAAAGUCACCACAACUAUUGUUCCAUUUGCUGAUACUAUAUCCACGUCUCCUUCCAAAACACAGAAAAACCUCUCCAUGGAAAAACCACCCACCAAACGCCGCACCACCACCACUCGGCAAAAAUCAACCAUGAAAACCGGUGACUCCUCGCGUCCGAAACCCUCCACUCCCACCCGCCGCUCAGCUCGACAUGCAACCACUUCUCACGACUCUACUCCAUCUGAAGCAAAUCCAGAAAAAUCUCAAAACCCUAACCCUCCUCCUUCCUCAACCCAGAUCGAAUCUGUUCCUCAACCCACGAAGCCAUCCUCGUCACACGUUUCUACUCAAUCAAGCGAAGGUAACUCUCUUGUAUCUUCAUCGUUUCAAGCCUAUGACCAUCCCUCUGAAGUCUCUACCAAGGAGUUCAUCUCCAAUGACGAUGUUCGCUCUCUCUAUAACGACAAAUGGCGCUCACUCCCUAUUGUUGCCGGCAAAACUGUAAAUCUGGACAGCUACUCAAUCUGGGGUUACGACCUAAACGAACUUGCAAAAGCCACAGGUUGGACAAACUUUCUCAAACUUUCUGAUGUCUUUUACCCUAGAUUAGUUAGAACCUUCUUUGCUUCUAUUGAACCCUCUAAAAGUGAUACCCAGCUAAUCUCUUCUGUUAAGGGUCAACAAAUUACCCUAACCCCAGAGCUUCUUUGUGAAAUUCUACAUGUCCCAAACAAUGGGCUUCAUCUGUUCAACGAUGAAUGGCCCUCAUCAUACGACCUGGAUAUUGAAUCCUAUAGACUCUCCAUCACCAAACAUCCAGCUGAAAGAUUUGUGUCUGCCAACCUUGAAUCCCUCAGCCACAUCAUUCAUGACUUCUAUAUUCACACUAUCCUUCCAAGGAAAGGCAGUAUGGAAAGGGUAACAGAUAAAGACCUGCUUGUCAUCUACCACUUUUCAAAAAAAAUCCCUCUCAAUAUCGGUUAUUUAGUGCUAAACUACCUCAAACACACAGGUCUUCGAGCAAGAAGCGCUCCUUAUGGUAUGCUUCUUACCAAAAUCUUCAAACACUUUAAUGUUCCUCUGGACGAUGAAGAUUCCUUCGAAAUCAACAAAAUAUUAGAUGCUUCCAAGCUAAGGCGCAUGAAAAUCCCUUCCCUCAAGCGUGCCCCAUCACCCAAACCUGAAACCAAAUCAAAACGCAGGCGACUUGUUAAGCAAUAUGCUCCAACUGAACCUUUAACAACAGGUAUUGAUUCUCCUAACUCUCCAAAUAGCCUGACCACAAAUUCUCCUAUUCCACUAUUUGUGGCUCUUCCAAACACUGCUGACCUAGAAUCUCCACAAAAGUCUUCACCAACUUCUCCUCAUGCCUUUAAAUCCGUAUCUCCAAACCCAAAGGAAACAGAUAAACAAUCUCCUGAAACCACACAAUGCAUUGACCUAACAUCUACAUCACCAAUCCUUGUAGAAUCCUCACCACAAACGGUUGUCAUAUCUCAAGCUCCAGUUUCUCUUCAAACUAAAACUAUCUCAAAUGUUGAAAUUCCUUCAACUCUGGAGACUUCUGACACUGACAUGAUCAACAUUUUCGCUCUUGAAAACCUUCUUUCAAGUCCUCCUGCUGCUUCAGCUCACCAACCACCCUCACCAAAAUCUCCAUACACUCCUGCUUCCAAUCCAGACCCGGAUGCUCAGUUGUCCUCACUCAUAUCCAUGCUUGAGGCUGAAUUAUUAACUCCACCUGCUUCAAAUCAGCAAACUUCAAUUAUUCCCCAUGUUGUCACCUACACUUCCCCUUCUAUGACAAUAGUUCCUGUCUCUACCAUCUCACCAUUGAAUUCACUAGAAUCCUAUAAAGAACCUUCUCCUCCAAGAGUUCAACUGACCUCCAUUAACCACACAGACUCUGAUGAUCUUACUGCUCAAAUAGAAGCCUUUUUCAACAACCCCAUUCAACCACCUGAACAAACUAGUCUUAUAGAAACACAUACUAUGCCUUCUAUUCCACAAUCUGAUCCUUAUGCCUUCCAAACAAACUCUCCAAUCUUUUCCUCUCCAAAGGAAGAUGAUGACAACUCUUUCAAUGUUCAAAAUAUUCUUGCUCCAAGGUAUGAUUCAUCUCCCCCAAGAAACACCACUAAUAAUUCCAAUACCCUUCCUCAGCAUCCCAUCGUAUCAAUCACAUCCUCAUUCUUUAACAAUUUCCCCAGUAUUGGUAAUCGUCCUCCUGUUUAUCCUCGAACUACAACCUCAUCUGAUAUGGUUAACCCCCAUCAGGGCGUCUCUCUUCGGUCACUUACAGCCCUCCAGAAGCAAUUAAUGGCUUACCAAAAAUUCUGGAUUGAGUAUGUCACUGAACAAGUGUGCCUACGGUUUCCAGGGAUGCUUCCUCCAGAUCCCUCUCAGAUUCAGUUUCCAAUUCUGCCAUUAUCCUCUGAGGCAACAUCUGAUGAUGAACCAUCUGGUUCUUAA